AGUUAGUACUACUGAAGACGAUGAUUAUCAUGGGAUGAGCACCUAAGCUGAUCCGGACCCUGUGCUGAGCACUUUCCAGCCAUUCUCCCACUCAGAGGACCGUGAGGCGGCCCCUGGCAGGUGGGCUGUUCAGGGCAGGCGGCUGGAGGGAGCUUGAUGCGCGCCCGGCGUUCACAGACCGAUGCCACCGGCUGAGAAGAGCGAGAGGCCACCGGCCCCGGCACCCGCGGAACGUGCCCUGGACCGGGGGCCGAACCUGCCAUCGCCGGCGCUGUGCUGCGCCUGCGGUCUGUGCGCGCUGCUGGCGGGCGUGAACAUGACGCUGGCGGGCGCCUUCGCCUCGUUCCUGCCCUGGCACAACGCGCCGCUCGUUGUGGGGCCGGCGCUGCUGGUGCUGGCGCUCGUUUUCUUCGCCGCCUGCUGCGUGUGUAGCCGCCGGGGUCCAGCGCCCCGCGCUCGCUCGGCGGCCGCGGCGGGCCCUGGCCAGGGUGGCGGCCGCGGCGGGCCCAUGGCGCUGGAGAUGGAGAGCAGCGAGCGCACGGCUCAGGACACCACGGCCGUGCAGCUCAGCCCUGCCUUCUCCGCCGCGUCGUCCCGCGACUCCAGCCCCGGCCACAGCCCUCUCGCCCUGGAGGCCCAGGAGCCAGCGGCCGUCUGCUCGGAAGGGGUCCAGCUCAACCUGCCCCGGGAGCGGGCCGCCCCCUAGCGGACCAGGGCCCCUCCGCGACUCCGCUGUCCCGGUUCACUCUCCGUUCAGUGCCAUUUAGUGGGGGAAGGAAAAAAAAGAGAAAAAAACCUUUCCUUCCUCUUUCUCUCUCUUCCCUCCCUCCCUCCCUCCCUCCCUCCCUCCCUUCCUUCCUUCCUUCCUUCCUUUCUCUUUCCCAUCUCCCAAACUUCUAGGGGGUAGAAUGUGAUGAUGGUGUCAGGAUCACACCCCAAAGAAGGGAGCACCUAAGUCUUGGCCCCUUAGGUGGGGUCUCUGGUCUCUACUAAACCUUACCCAUCCAGCUUGAUGAAAGUAGGCCCCUGGACCCUCAAACCCUAACACUGCCCCCUCCUCCUGGCAUUUGGGCACUGUGAACCAAGGAGCACCGACCCUGAAGGGGCUAACCACCAACAAUGCCAGCUCCCCCCCCCCCCCGGAGGUGGGAGAAAGAAGGGACGAAUGUCAGCCUGGACUGUCUCUGCCUUUGCACACACUGUGAAAGGCUUCCAGCCCCUCUCCUGCCCCUCCCCACCCUCCUUGUUUCUACCCCAACAUGACCUUUGGGAUUCAUUUGGCUGAGAAGCUGUGGCUCUGACUUGAGCCACGAUGGGCCCUAGAAGUAGGGUGGGGGUGAGCACUCCCCACCCUUUCUGUCUGACUAGGAGUGGAGGUAGCUGAGGCUGGGGCCCUGACAGAGGUGAGUGGUAAGAGGGCUUCUGCAGCCCUGAAGGUCCUAUUGUUGACCUUCACUACCAGUAAUGCCGGCCCCCACCCACCAUGACAGUGCCACACCAAGCUUUACUGCAGCACCUCACUCUCAAUAAAGCACC
Molecule: messenger RNA, 1536 nt
Organism: Callithrix jacchus (white-tufted-ear marmoset)
Lineage: Eukaryota; Metazoa; Chordata; Mammalia; Primates; Cebidae
Gene: TMEM275
Product: transmembrane protein 275
Source: RefSeq, a predicted model, not a curated record